GCCAUUUCUACAAAGUAAGAGGGGAAUAAAACCCUGAUAAAAACUGAACAGCUGAAAGAAUAUCAAAUGACUUGCCAUUAGCCCGGCAAAUUAAUGUCGGAAGCUUAACGCCUGUAAUUACCUUGCUCUAUUCUCCAGUUCAGACACUCAAGUUAUUGCUGAGAUUGUUUCAGCCCCGAAGACCUGGAGAUAAUUAGUGAUAUAUCUCUAAGAUGAUCAUUGAAAACUUGGAUGCCUUGAAGACGUGGCUCUCCAAAACGCUUGAACCCAUUUGUGAUGCAGACCCAUCUGCCCUUGCGAAGUAUGUUGUCGCCUUGGUAAAGAAAGAUAAAUCGGAGAAGGAAUUGAAAGCACUAUGCAACGACCAGUUGGAUGUAUUUCUACAGAAAGAGACCCAAACAUUUGUGGAUAAACUUUUUGAAGCUUUGAACUCAAAGAGUUACCUACCUCAGCCUGUCCUCGAGCAGCCUGCCUCCACGAGCCGCCCCGCCGACUCGCACCAGCGCACAGACAAGGAUGAGCCAAGGAAAGAAGAGGUGCGCAGGCCCCAGGAAAGGAUUGGGCAGAGGGAAUUGUUUGGGGUGCCCAGUCGUGAGGAGGACCGAGAUAAAAAGUUCUCCAGGAGGGUGAACCACAGCCCCCAGCCUAGCCGCUACAGUCGAGACAGCAGAAGACUGGAUGACCGCAAGAAGGAUGACCGCUCCAGAAAGCGGGAGUAUGAGCGGAACUUGCCAAGGCGCGACUCGUAUCGGGAGCGCUACAACCGGCGACGGGGCCGUAGCCGCUCCUACAGUCGCAGCCGCAGUCGGAGCAAAGAGCGCCCCCGCGACCGUGACCGAGACCGCGAGCGGGACCGUGACCGUGAGAGAGAGCGCGACCGCACACGCAGCCGCUCACGGUCCAGGAGUCCUGGUCGCAGUAGAGAGAGGGAUUCUGGGAAGAGCAAGUACGAGCACGAACGUGCUGAACGACCGGACACAGGGCCGGCCGAUGGUUACUCCAACCCCCCCCUGGUUCCUGGCCCCUCCUCUUCCCACUUCCCUGUGCCUACGCUCAGCAGCACCAUCACAGUCAUCGCCCCUGCCCACCAUGGCAACAACUCCACGGAGACCUGGUCUGACUUUCCUCCAGACCACCAGCUUGAUCACGCCCCCUACGCCAGAGGAGCUGUACCCCAACAGAGGAAGCGCUGCCGGGACUAUGAUGAGAAGGGCUUCUGCAUGCGGGGGGACAUGUGUCCCUUUGACCACGGCAGUGACCCUGUGGUGGUUGAGGAUGUAAACCUUCCCAGCAUCCUCCCGUUCCAGCCUCCACCUCUCCCUGGGGUGGAUGGUCCUCCCCCGCCUGGCCUGCCCCCUCCCCCACCCCUGAUGACGCCUGUCAACCUCAGGCCGCCUGUACCCCCUCCGGGUACCAUGCCACCCAGCCUCCCUCCUGUCGCAGGUCCCCCACCCCCUCUCCCAGCACUGCAGCCGUCAGGCAUGGACGCCCCUCCCAACUCAGUUACCAGCUCAGUGCCCACCAUUGUUACAUCAGGGGUGAGACCCCCCAUCACCCAGCCCCCUCCCCCUCUCUUCACCUCUGACUCCUUUGAAAUGGAUGGAUACAAUCCAGAGGCUCCCAGCAUGAGUGGCAGUAGACCCAUCUUCCGUCACCGUGUCAACCCACAGAGGUCCAAUUUGAUUGGCUUGACAAUGGGAGGGGUGGACCUAGAGCCAAGAGAGAAGAUGCCCAACAGCAACAACAUGCGCAUUGUUUUGGACUCUGACUCCAGGAAGAGAUUAGGUGGACCUCACGAUGGGCCAGGGCCUGUCAAGAAGCCCUGGUUAGACAAGCCAAGCUACAAUAAGCCUAAUCACCAGGGCUUCCAUAAGAAGAAUCCCUUCAGCCUGGCAAACACCAAACUGGACGUACGUGUGAUCCCACCCGAGCUGAACAACAUCAGCAAACUCAACGAGCACUUCAGUAAAUUCGGCACCAUCGUUAACCUACAGGUGGCUUACAGGAAUGACUCGGAAGCGGCUCUGAUCCAGUUCUCCACCUAUGAGGAGGCCAAACGGGCCAUGCUGAGCACUGAGGCAGUCCUCAACAACCGCUUCAUCAAAGUCAACUGGCACAGAGAUGACCCCCCACCAACACACACAUCCCAAAAUAUGCAGCAGGGCAUCCAGCCUUCCCAGGAUGUCCCAGCCACCACCCCCAAACAAUCGGUCAAGGACCGCUUGGGCCCAGUGCCCGCCUGCAACUCUGAGCUACCACAGGACCCCAACACUGCCUCGCAGAAUGCAUCAAAAAUUUCCGUGAAGGAGAGGCUAGGGUUUCCCGUGAGACCUGCAGCUCCAGGAGGAAAGGUCUGCUCUCCGUCCAUGGGGCUAACAAAGACCGUCUUCAACCCAGCAGCACUCAAAACUGUCAACAAGGGAGCGUCGUACAUGGGCACGACCACUCCUGAGGAAGCACUGAAGAGAAAGCAGGAAGCCAUGAAGCUGCAGCAGGACGUGAGGAAGAAGAAGCAGGAGAUUCUGGAGAAGCACAUUGAGGCCCAGAAGCUGCUGAUCUCCAAGCUGGAGAAGAACAAGAGUAUGAAGGCGGAGGACAAGGCUCAGAUCAAGUCCACGCUGACCACCCUCACUCAGAGCAUCACCAAACUCCAGGAGGAGAUCAAAGGCCUCGCCAGCCCCAGCAUGCUUAAGUGCAUCAAGAGCAAAGCCCAGGCACAGAAGGAGCUUCUGGACACAGAAAUGGACCUGUACAAGAAGACCCAGGCCGGAGAGGAUACCGCCCAGCUGAAGAUCAAAUACACACAGCUCCAACUUGAGGCGGCCAAGCGGGGGCUCUUGAGUACGGCGCGGGGCCGAGGGGCUCACGCACGGGGUCGUGGGGUUCUGAGGGGCAGGGGCCGUGGGAUCAGGGGCAGAGGGCGUGGGGGCCAGUCAGUGCACGCAGUGGUGGACCACCGGCCCCGCUCGCUCGAGAUCACUGGCUUCAGUGAUGCAGACCGCGUAGACGUUCUGCCACACUUUGCACAAUUUGGGGAGAUUGAGGAUUGCCAGAUGGAAGACUUGUGUCAGAAUGCCAUAAUCACCUACAAGACCCGUGCUGAAGCAGAGCUGGCGGCGCUGCAUGGUGUGAGGUUCAAUAACCAACUGCUGCGCCUGUCGUGGCACAAGCCGCCUGUGCCACUCACCACCAGUGACCCUGAGGAGGCCGAACCAGAGGAGGAGGAGUUCCAGGAGGACUCGCUGGCGGAUGACGUGCUGUUGCAGGAUGACGACGAGGAUGACGAUCAUGAAUCUCGCCCAUGGCGGAGAUGAGGAGGAGGAGGAGCAGGAACAGGAGUAGGAAGGCCCGGCAACAAGCUGCAUUGAGCUGACAUUGUUUUUAAUAGUCUACUCACAUUUCCUUUGCUGUUAUUAACUCCGUAGACCAGACAGACGUGUGCUACAGAGGUGAAUUUGGAAGGGGUGGGGGGAGAAGUGGCUGGCGGUAGAACUUUGUGUGUGAAAUUUGACUCAUGUAUAUACCACAAUGUUACUUUUUUUAAGCUGUAAAAAAGGUUUCUUUGGUGUGAAGGCUUGCUUGUUUGAAAGGAUGCAUUUUUUGUUUGUUUGUUUGUUUGUUUUUUAAAUGAAUGACUGGAUUAUUUGGGUACAUUAUGACUGACUUUGGGUGGACUGCCGACUGGUUUUUGUUAAAGCGUUUGCUAGACGUCCUGUGAUGGAAGGAGGUGCUUUAACAUAGUUUAGCAAUUAAGAGCCUCAUAGUACAGCUUUGUUGCAUUUGAUGUACAUAUUUUAUGUCUUAAAUUUUAAUGAUUUGUAUGACUAUGCUCUUGUACACUUCUGGAUUCUUGGCUUUCAUUUUGAAAUGUAAAAAAGAGAAAAUAAAGAAUUGAAAUGGUCUGAAAAAAAUCAGCUGUCAAAAAAGAUAAAAAAAAGAAAAGAAAAAAAAAAAAACCAUUUGAGAUCACCUAUGCCUUAAACGGCCGAAAAAGAUGAGAAAAAAAAGAAAAGAUGGAAAAGCUGAAAAAAAUAAAGACCAUUUCAACCCCCCCACCCCCAAUUCUCACAAAAAAGCAAUAUUCCAAGAUAAACUUCCACAUAUUGUGGAAUCCUACUUUCCAUAUUCCUUUUCAUCCCACCUGGUGAGUAGUCUGGUAAAUUCGAGGCAUGACCUAAGGUAAGAGGCACCUGAGGUAAUAGCUGAGCCGCUUUACUGUGUGGACGUCUUUCACCUUUUUGGUCAUAAUUUAAUGUACUAUUCCAUACUUUGGUUCUUGUUAUGCAGAUGACCACAUACAUCUUGUUUUUGUCCUUUGCUCUAUUCCUCUCCAGACAACUCUUAUGGGGAUGGUGCUGCUUUACCCGGAAACUGGAAGACUUCUCCGACAACCCAGAUGGACUGUUUGCUGUUUAUGAACUGUCUUUGUAUACUCCACUUGCUGUUGGUGGGGCCAUGGGUGUAUGGACCUUGUGGUGGCCCUUGCAUGCAAACUACUGCCCUCCAAUGAACCACAAAUCCCAGGAACCCUGGCGUCUAGGUGAAAUGAGAGCCAUAAAUCAGAGAGACUGCUGGGAAUUGGCAUGAUGCUAAGGGCCACACAGCUGAAAUGACCCACAAUUCCACACUG
Molecule: messenger RNA, 4630 nt
Organism: Alosa alosa (allis shad)
Lineage: Eukaryota; Metazoa; Chordata; Actinopteri; Clupeiformes; Clupeidae
Gene: rbm26
Product: RNA binding motif protein 26
Exons: 24
Coding region: 213-3314 (1033 amino acids)
Biological process (GO): mRNA processing
Cellular component (GO): nucleus
Molecular function (GO): metal ion binding; RNA binding
Source: RefSeq, a predicted model, not a curated record